CAGUCCACAGUUGACUUCACCUCCGAACAUAGACUAUAAAACCGUGUCAUCGCCUCAGAGGGAGACGGGUUUUUUUUUUUUCUUAGCAGCUAGCCUAAACUUUGUUUCUGAACCUUAGCUCUGAGGCACAUUUAACGGGAAGAACUCAGCUGAGGAGAAUGUCGGAUUUCGACAGCAACCCGUUCGCGGAUCCGGAGUUCAGCAACCCUUUUCAGGAUCCAUCAGUGACCCAAGUGAGACAGGCGGCUCCUCCUGGGUUGGAGGAGUACAAUCCCUUCACAGAUGCCAAACCAACACCUGCGGGCGCGGCACCCAAGGCUGCGGCACCCGCCAUCAACACACAACCCGCCAUCAUGAAACCCACAGAGGAGCCUCCGGCCUACUCGCAGCCUCAGGCGCAGGAGCAGACGCAAGCAGCUGCUGAGCUCUUGAGGCGACAGGAGGAGCUGGAGAGGAAGGCCGCGGAGCUGGACCGCCGGGAGAGAGAGAUGCAGUCGCUCAGUGCUUCAGGAGGCAGGAAGAACAACUGGCCUCCCCUGCCAGAGAAGUUCCCCGUGGGCCCCUGCUUCUACCACGACAUUACUGUGGACAUUCCUGUAGAGUUUCAGAAGACAGUCAAGAUCAUGUACUACCUCUGGAUGUUUCAUACCGGGACUCUGCUCGCUAACAUGGUCGGCUGCUUGGCCUGGUUCUGCGUGGACGCAUUGCGUGGGGUGGACUUUGGCUUGUCCAUCCUCUGGUUCAUGCUCUUCACCCCCUGCUCUUUCGUCUGUUGGUACAGGCCACUUUACGGAGCGUUCAGGAGCGACAGCUCAUUCCGAUUUUUCAUUUUCUUCUUCGUGUACAUCUGCCAGUUUGGCGUCUACGUGCUCCAGUGUAUUGGCAUCACUGGUUGGGGCGCCAGUGGGUGGAUCUCCGCUCUGACUGGCCUGAAUAAAAGCAUCCCAGUGGGCAUUAUAAUGAUCCUCAUCGCUGCUCUCUUCACCUCGCUGGCUGCCAUGUCCCUCAUCAUGUUCAAAAAGGUCCACGCGUUGUACCGUACCACCGGUGCCAGCUUCGAGAAAGCCCAGCAGGAGUUUGCCACCGGCGUCAUGUCCAACAAGACGGUCCAGACGGCCGCCGCUAAUGCCGCCUCCAGGGCUGCACAAGGAGCCUUCAAGGAGCAGGCCUGAUUGUCCUAGAGAGCGAGUUCAUCUCUCCGUCCAACCCUCCUCCCUCCCUCCCUCCUUCCCUUCCUCCACCCCGUCCUCUUUUUCUGCUCACAAGUGCAGCAACCCAGCUUCCACCGAGCCAAGUGCCCUGUUUGCCCCCCCCCAGCCUUCUGACAAUAUCAAAGUGGUUUAUGUAAGUGCACUACAGUCUGCACCCUGUGAUCCGUGAGUCUGAGUCUGAGGGAGAAAACCACUACUGGGAUCAUUCAGACAGGGUUCUGGCUCUCUCCCUCUGUCCUACGCUACCUGGCCCAGCAUCGCUGUUCACUGUCAUCUCUGACUCUGGGAACCCCUCAUCAACGCUGCACUCCCACCGCUCAACCAGUGUGCUCAACUUUAUCUUUUUUCCUGUGUGAGUUUGUGUGUGUGUGGCCAACUACAUGAAUGUUUGUGUGCCUGUUUAAGUGUCGGUGCCGCCUCGAGGCCCGUACGUCCCGUGUAGAAAGAUCGUAAUGAAGCCGAACCAAGUCCGAAUUUUGUGAAGCUACCUGGGCGUCUCCCACCUUCAGCCGUCUUAGAAGUUUUGUGCCCUCUGAGUGUUCGAGCCUUUCUUUCAUUUAUCAGCCUAAUCACUACUUCCUGUUUUUUAAAAAUGUAUUUAUUAUUGGACAAAUGGAAGACAUCUAGUUCUCUCUAGUUGUCAGCGAAUGCACAUGCGGCAGAAUCCUGAGAUUUAUUUUGCCGUUUUCCAUGAGUACAUAACUUAACACUGCUGCCCCCCGGUGGAGGGACUUUGUAUUGUUGAAGAUGAAUGCUGUGCAUUCCAGUUCACUGCCUUGCCUUCUACUUUUUGCUUUCCUCUGAAUCGGGUUUUAGAGAGUGUGUAGUCUUUAAUCCUUAAUAGUGAUGCUUCACCCAAAAUCUCAUCUGCUAAGUAUCAAACCCUCAGCCCCUGCAGGUCACAAGUUCACCAGAGCCCAAGGGAAUAUAUUCAAAGAGUUUGCUUUGUCCAGAACCCAAAGACAUUCAGUUUACAGUGAUGCAAGACAGAGAAAAGAGCAAUUACUCACAUUUAAGAGUCGGUUUUCUCCCACGAAGCUCUGCCAGGUUUCAGCCAUAUUGGAUGGACGGACCAAGGAGGAGAGGCCUGUGCUGUAAAAGCGAUAUGAGAAGUUUUUUUUAUUUUUUCCACUUUGAAAAAUUAAAACACAGUAACCGACUUAAUUCAAGCUGAUCAGAGCUGUUGUUCUCUCCAAACUAAAAACACUACAGGUUUUUAAACAGCUACCUCUCCCGCCUUCAAACAGUGUUUGAUGCUCAAAAGAUAUUUUUUUUUUAUUUUUGGGUGGAAUAUCACUUUAAAGUUUUUGCUCUCAAGUAUCUCAUUUUUUUUUUUUUUGCUUGAAAUCUUUUGCCUAUAAUGAUGAUCUACAUAUCCAUUGUGAAAUCACACCAAGUUGCACUUUAAAUCUGGUCGUUAGAUUCUUCGCGGCACUGCGUUCGGUGCGAAUGGAAGGAUAUUUGUAAUAAUGGCCUCACACCUUCCUGCUCAUUAGUGUAAUUCAUACCUGUAACAUGCACCAGCUGAGUUCAGCCCAGCUUUUACUGUCGUUUUCCUCCGAGAGAAACCAACGAACGACACUGUUAACACACACGAAGAGAAUAUCUUCACUGCUCUGUACAUACAGCUGCAUGUUCAUACGGUUUUGAAGAGGAAAGUCAAACUCGUCUCCAGCUUCUCUUGCGUCCUGGAGAUUUACCUCAGUUGUACUCAGGAUGUACUCUUCACUUGCAUGACGAGGUUAAAAAGAAACCAGAUUGUACAAAAAUCAGACACAGACUGGCCCCUGGAUUUAAAUGUGUGCUGUAAAUUAAUAUAUUGCAAUAAAAUCGAUUAAAAAGACGACAAAGUGGCCAGUGAUGUUGAUGUAAUGUUCUGAUAAUCGCUUGUUUAUUCAUAAUUUGAGAGUUGUGGGUUGACUUAUCACCGAACUCCAGCAAAACCACAAUCAGAUGCAUCAGAUCCGAGGACAGGGUCGCUCCUGUUAGUCUCUUUAAUUUCCAGUAUUCGGUGAUGAAAACAGUUCAAAUGCAUUUUACCUGCUAAAGCGUCUCUGAAUGUGUCUUUUUCUAAACACCGUACGAGUUUGUGUUGCGUCAGUGGGAGCUGCAAAGCGAGUUUUCGCUGCCUGAAUGUGUCUGAUUUCUCUGUCAUGUUGAAGCCAGUUAAGCCUUUGUGAGUAUGUGAUGUGUAGGUGGUGUAAAUAAAGGGGAAUAUGGGCCUUUUAAGUCUCAGUCUGUGUGCAGGGCAGAGCCUGGGAUGCUUCUUCACUUCCUGGAGAGGAGACUUUUCUAUUUUUCAGUCUGUUGAGGCUUCCUGCAACAUGCCUUGUUUUGCUCUGUUCUUUUUUUUUUUUUUUUUUUUUCAGUUUCAAACUGGCUUAAUUUGGAGCCGUACAUGUGUAUGUACAAAGCAACAUGAGAUUAUUCCUUAAAAAAGGUUUCUGUUCUGUUAUUUUUGACUUAAAAAAAAAAACAAAAACAUGAUAAAUGUGAGAAAGGCGUUAGACUGCAAUGCAAUGUGAACUGUGUGAUGUACUGUAGAUGGACUGUGGCUUUAAGCUGUGCUUUAUAAUUAACAUGGCAUGUGGUAGAAACAAUGAGACUGAAAAUAACUUUUCAUGAGCAUCUCUAACAAUUAAAUUUUAAGGAAAUUAUUCAGAAAAAAAAAA
This is a messenger RNA of Toxotes jaculatrix (banded archerfish), 3883 nucleotides long. Its product is annotated as secretory carrier-associated membrane protein 1-like. Gene Ontology annotation, cellular component: recycling endosome membrane; trans-Golgi network membrane. Gene Ontology annotation, biological process: protein transport. NCBI's taxonomy places the organism in Eukaryota, Metazoa, Chordata, Actinopteri, Toxotidae. The record is from RefSeq and is a predicted model, not a curated record. The transcript has 9 exons. Bases 159 to 1172 code for a protein of 337 amino acids.